GCAGCAGCAGCCAUGGAUGAAAUGGAGGAAGAGUUGAAAUGCCCCGUGUGCGGCUCUUUUUUCCGGGAGCCCAUCAUACUGCCCUGCUCCCAUAACAUUUGCCUGGCUUGUGCUCGGAACAUUCUUGUGCAGACCCCCGAUGCCGAGUCUCCACAGAGCAGCCGAGCCUCCGGAUCCGGCGUCUCCGAUUAUGAUUACCUGGAUUUGGAUAAAAUGAGUCUCUACAGUGAGGCGGACAGUGGCUAUGGCUCCUAUGGGGGCUUCGUCAGCGCUCCGACGACCCCUUGCCAAAAAUCACCAAACGGGGUGCGGGUUUUCCCCCCGACUGUCCCCCAGCCUCCUCCGCAACAGCACCUGCUACCGCAGCCCGGCUCUUUGCCCCCGAUCCCCCGCAACUCCUGCAUCACUUGCCCGCAGUGUCACCGCAGUCUCAUCCUGGACGACCGGGGUCUCCGCGGAUUCCCCAAGAACCGGGUGCUUGAAGGGGUUGUGGACAGGUACCAGCAGAGCAAAGCGGCCGCCCUCAAGUGCCAGCUCUGCGAGAAGAGUCCGAAGGAGGCCACGGUAAUGUGCGAGCAGUGCGACGUCUUCUACUGCGACCCGUGUCGCCUGCGGUGCCAUCCUCCCCGCGGUCCCCUCGCCAAGCAUCGCCUGGUGCCCCCGGCGCAGGGGCGGAUAAGUCGCCGAGCGAGCCCCCGCAAAAUCUCCACUUGCACAGAGCACGAACUGGAGAAUCUAAGCAUGUACUGUGUACAGUGUAAGAUGCCUGUAUGUUAUCAGUGCUUGGAGGAAGGGAAACACGGCACACACGAAGUCAAAGCUUUGGGCGCAAUGUGGAAACUGCACAAGGGUCAGCUGUCCCAGGCUCUCAACGGCCUGUCAGACCGAGCCACUGAGGCCAAGGAGUUCCUGGUCCAGCUGAGAAACAUGGUGCAGCACAUCCAGGAGAACGGAGUGGAGUUCGAGGCGUGUUUGGUGGCUCAGUGCGACGCCCUCAUCGACGCCCUGAACCGACGUAAGGCCCAGCUGCUGGCCCGGGUAAACAAAGAGCACGAACACAAGCUGAAGGUGGUUCGGGAUCAGAUCUCCCACUGUACGGUGAAGCUGCGUCAGACCACGGGGCUGAUGGAGUACUGUCUGGAGGUGAUCAAGGAGAAUGACCCCAGUGGUUUCCUCCAGAUCUCUGAUGCUUUGAUCCGGAGAGUACACAUGACGGAGAGUCAGUGGGGGAAGGGAACCCUCACUCCAAGGAUGACCAGCGACUUUGACCUCACUCUGGACAGCGGGCCCCUCCUGCAGACAAUCCACCAGCUGGACUUUGUCCAGAUGAAAGUCCCAGCUGCUCCGAUGCUCCAGCUGGAGGAAUGCUGCACUCAGAACAACAGUGCCACGUUGUCAUGGAAACAGCCACCACUCUCCACCAUCGCCGUGGACGGAUACAUCCUGGAGCUGGACGAUGGAAACGGGGGGCCAUUCAGGGAAGUAUACGUGGGGACGGAGACCAUCUGCACAGUGGACGGGCUGCAUUUCAACAGCACAUACAAGUCCAGAGUGAAGGCCUUUAACGCCAGCGGAGUGGGCCAGUACAGCAAGACACUGAUCAUGCAGACAUCUGAGAUUGCUUGGUUCACCUUUGACCCAGCCUCCGCUCACCCGGACAUCAUCUUCUCCAACGACAACCUGACGGUGACGUGCAACAGCUACGAUGACAGAGUGGUCAUGGGUAAUUCUGCCUUCUCCCGUGGCGUGCAUUACUGGGAGAUGACCAUCGAUCGCUAUGACAACCACCCAGACCCUGCCUUCGGGGUCGCCCGGGGUGACGUCUUGAAGGACGUGAUGCUGGGGAAGGACGACAAGGCCUGGGCCAUGUACGUGGACAACAACCGCUCCUGGUUCAUGCACAACAACUCGCACACCAACAGGACGGACGGUGGCAUCAGUAAAGGAGCUACAAUAGGAGUGCUGCUUGACUUCACACGCAGGAUCCUCAUCUUCCUCAUCAACGAUGAGCAGCAGGGUCCGGUGGCGUUCGAAGGGUUGGAGGGCGUCUAUUACCCUGCUAUCAGCCUCAACCGAAAUGUCCAGGUCACACUGCACACUGGUCUACCCAUCCCUGAUUUCUACACCCCUGGGGAGGCAGAUGCGACUGGCUCUGUGUGCUAGAGACUCACCACCAACCAGUUUUGGUCCUGCAAGUCACAUACUAUGAUCUCACCCCUCCUCUUGUCUCCCUGACCUACUGACCCCGUGACUCUCUGUAACAGGCCCCGUCCAGCGCUGAGCCAUGCCUUUAUCAUGCCUAAACCUUGGACACAUGGACCAGCUGCAGAACACUGUCAAAGCGGUUGCUUUACCAUCUGUACUUUGUAUUUCGACAUGAAGGAGGCGAAAUCCUGCUGGAAAGUAAUCGUGAUCUCAAGCCGAUGGAUCUGGAAUGUUAUAAAUGUAUGUACAUUCAUCAUGAUAUGCGCUUAAAGGAGUAGUUUUACAUUUGGGAAAAAAUGCUUACUUGCUCUCUUUUUGAGAGCUAGAUGAGAAGAUUGAUACCAGUCUCACGUGUGUCUGGUAAAUAUUUACCUACAGCCAGCAGCCAGUUAAGCUUAGCUUAGCAUAAAGACUGGAAACGGGGGGAAAGGCUCGCCUGGCUCUGUAAUACCUCUACCAACACCUCUAUGGAUCACUCAUUAAAGAAUCAUGUAUCAGGGGCUGGUAGGUGGAUUUUGUUACCAUUGGACAGAGACAGACAGAGCUAGUCGCUUCCCCCAUUUCCAGUCUGUAUGCUAAGCUAAGCUAACUGACUGCCUGCUGCAGCUUCACACAUUUUACACACAUGAGAGUGGUAUCAAUCCAAGUGAAUGUUUCCCAAUUUGUCAAACAAUCCCUUUUGACGAAGGAGGCGGUUUCGUAAAUGAGUUGACUUAGAAGAAGGAGCCCCCGUCAUGCCAUCAAGUACUAGGCACACGUGUAAAUGUUUCCCUGCCAUCGGUCAAGAACGUCUGCACAAAUUUAAAACACCAGGGGGAGCACGAGGGGUCGUCUUUUCUGUGGGGUUGUGCGAACGUGUGUGGGGGCGGGUGGAUGGAUGGGUCGAGACCGGUCGGCAGCUGCAGUGACACCUGGACGAGAGCAACAGCCCCAUCUCCCAGCCGUGUCACUGUCGUAUCCUCGUCCGUUUAAAUGAGACGCUUUUCUUAGUGGCUUAGCUCACGUGAACCUUCUGUGUUGUCUGUUAAAAAAAACAAAACAAAAACAAAAACACAGCAUUGGCGGAAAUAAUCAUGCUGGAAGCGAGGCCUUCGUGCAGGCUUCCUCUGCAGUGCAGCCUACAGAACAAAACAGGAGGGAUUUUUGGUUUAAUGUAUCAUAAAAGCAGGCGAAACUGUAUGUUGAAGUGAGUUAAAGAUGAUGACUGUGAAGCUGUUUGAACAAGGUGCUACAGCAGCUCGCUUAGUUCUGGCUUUUUUUUUUACUGUAGGUGACUGAAUCCUGGUAGUUUUGUAAUAUUGUUAUUGAAAUGAUCUAUUGCAAAGAGGUGUAUAGUUAAAUAAGUUAUUGAUGUUCAAAGUUUUUCAAUGAGAAUUCAUCAUUGUUCCUUCAUUUGAUGUAUAGUUAUUACAGAAAGGAAGUACCCGAAUCUUUUUGUCGCUUUAAAAAUUUAGUUUCGGAGUUUGUUCUUAAACUGAAGAGGCUUUUCAGAUGCCGUGGGAACCAGUUUAUGUCCUACAAAAGAGACGGGAACCGUGAUGAUGCACCGGAAUUUUUUUUGUGGCGUCACAUUUGGGCAACAGCCUCCCCGACUGGCGACGAUGCGAGACGAACAGUCAGAAACUUCUUGGGACUAAGCCAUGCUAGCAGCUCAGUCAGGCGGUGCGUAGGCACAGCGGUACUUAAAGCUAAAUGCUAAUGCUAACGUGGCAACAUACUCACAGUGACAGUGCUAACAUGCCGAUAAAUAGCAAGUAUAAUGUUUACCAUGUUCACCAUCCUUGUUUAGCAUGCUAGAAUCUGCUAAUCAGCACUAACACAAAGUGUCAUCAGUUUUGCAACUUGAAAUUUUGACCCGAUGAUGGCACCGGAGGACAAAACUAAGGUAUCACCCAAGUUUUUGCAGGACAUGGAUGUGUGUACCGCAUUUCAUGUGUGUCCAUCCAAUAGUUGUUGAGAUAUUUCGCUCAAAACCACAAAUGUAAAUCUCAUGGUGGCACCAGAGGAAAAGCCGUAGGAUCACCAGAGUCAUGAGGAUUCAUCCUCUAGGAGCCGUGAAAAAACAUGAAAAAUUUUGUUGCAAUACAUUCAAUAAAUAUCUAAAUUUAAACUCAUGGUGGCGCUAGAGUAAAAAUCAGAGGAUUCUAAACUCAGUAGGGGACAGUGAAUGGCUGUCCAAAAUUUCGUAGGAACACGCCCAGUAGAUUUUGAUAUAAUUCAGUCCGGACCAAAGCGGUGGACCAACGUUACCACACAGCUAGCAUGGUGAAAAAUGUUUCCUAACAUCCUAACUGAAGUUAAAAUGUUUAGGGGUCAGUUUGAGGGGAACUGUUGCCUCUUGAAGAUCGUAGCCCUGAGACAUACAGUUCAUGUCUAGCAUUUACAUAAGGUGCUAUCAUGUGUUUGAGCUUCGUGGGUGUGCCUUUCCCCCCCUCUUCGAUACCCAAAAGUUUUAUGAAACUUUGCUACAAACUAGAUUCAUUGCUUCAGCAGAGCCAACUGUAACAUCUGUGAUGCCUGACUUCACCUGCUGCUACAUAUUUUUUCUAUUGCUAAGGAUAUAAUAACCCCAGUAUUGAAGGGAAUAUUACAGUCAGGUAUGGCAAGGUGUGUUUUCUUAACCUUUUAAAUUGUCUGAUGUUUUUUUUUUUUUUCCUCUUCCCCUGGGAUUAAACAGAUUGUAAAUCAUCUGAUAUCACAUGGCCGCUAAAAUGGCCGCACACAGUAAACUUUACAAUUUCCGGUAUGAUAUGUGCGUGUGUGCUUACAGCGAUUAACUACUCCCGGCUACUGCAGCUUUCGGCAAGUUGCACAGCCUUUGCUGCGAGGCCGAAUUCGAGCUUCGAUUUACACAACAUUUAAUUGGCUGUUUUUCGAGGCAAGCCUUUUGUCCGGCCGUAAUUGUAAUGCUACAGUACAAAAGCAGCUCAUUCUACAGUGGGUCACUGAGCAGCGAGAGCUUCCUUUGACUCAUACACGGACAAGUGCGGCCAUUAUCACAGCAUUACACAACCUCAGAUUCCAGGACAAAUAAACAAUAACCACUUUAAUUCAGCAAAGCAGUUUAUUAAAGGUCCAUAUGUCCUGUAUAAGAAGACGCACACACAUUUUUUUUAACUUUUUAACAUAGGGUAAAUACUCUUUUAACAUAAUCUGUGUGAAAAUGUGAACGUUUUUGAUUGAAAAAUGAGAAAAUGUGUGUUUCUGUACCGAACACAUGAGAGUGCUGACAUAAAAAAGUGUGUGAUUGUAACAUUUAUUAUUUCUAAACCAGCCGAAUACACUUUAAUGAUAUUAAAAAUGGACCCAGGGGUGAUUAGAAGUCUAUCAUACAGCCUCUUUAAACUUUUAUGAAUUAUUGAAAACUUACACACAGUCGCUGGGCGACACUGGGUGUUAUAUCUCCAAAUGUACAUACAUACGUGUGUGUGACUGAGUGCGUGUGAGUGUGUGUUACCUGCAUUAUAACCUAAUUUUAACUCCAAAGUGAUUCUUUUUGCCCUGUUUGUACCGAGCUGGAAUGCCAUCACUCAAUAUUAUUAUUUACAGUGAUACUGAAAUAUGUGUAUGGAGAAUUUUAUGAAUAUAAAAUGAACAUUGUUACUACUAUGAUUUUAACAAGGUAUGAUAACUAUGAUUGUUAUAAUUAAUGUCUAUCAUUACCACAGUACUGCUAUAAUUAUGAUGAUUUGAAGUGUAAUACGAGGCUCUGUGUUUGCUGUAUGUGUGAAUAUUCAAU
Xiphias gladius (swordfish) is the source of this 5944-nucleotide messenger RNA. It is a transcript of the gene trim9, whose product is annotated as tripartite motif containing 9. The coding region runs from base 13 to 2163 and encodes 716 amino acids. Lineage: Eukaryota; Metazoa; Chordata; Actinopteri; Istiophoriformes; Xiphiidae. The record is from RefSeq and is a predicted model, not a curated record. The transcript is spliced from 10 exons. Gene Ontology annotation, molecular function: protein binding; zinc ion binding.